Messenger RNA from Trichomonas vaginalis G3, 375 nucleotides. RefSeq lists its product as uncharacterized. Lineage: Eukaryota; Parabasalia; Trichomonadida; Trichomonadidae. The record is from RefSeq and is a predicted model, not a curated record. Bases 1 to 375 code for a protein of 124 amino acids. The transcript has a single exon.
AUGAAGUCAACAGCUUAUGUCCACUUCCUCCCACAAGCACUUGAGGAACAAGAGAAGGUCAUCAUUGACUACCUUCAAGCCACUGAGAAGCUCCAAAAGCUUCAAGAUCUCCGCGAAGAGUUCAAGUCCCGCUUGAAACAGGAGAACUUACUACAGGAAUACAUGCUCAUUUUGUACCCAUUACUAGAUGGCUCCCAUUUACCAUCAGAGUACACUGCAGCUCUUGAUGCACUCAAAGAUCUUCGCGAUCACCGUCCGAUCGGUAAAGAAGCCUUCGAGCUCACCAUUGAGCAAGCCAUCCUCGCCAAGUACAAUGCAAAGAAGCGGAUGCUCGAAGCUCUUGAUAAGAUCAAGGAGUACGUCGAAACGUUCUAA